Molecule: messenger RNA, 3075 nt
Organism: Magallana angulata
Lineage: Eukaryota; Metazoa; Mollusca; Bivalvia; Ostreida; Ostreidae
Exons: 3
Coding region: 45-683 (212 amino acids)
Cellular component (GO): membrane
Source: RefSeq, a predicted model, not a curated record
AAGGCUUUCUCGAGAAUCGACGGAUCGGUAGCAGAUCGUAUAAAAUGACGUGGACAGAAACUUUUUCAGCCUCCUCCACUUCAUUAAAAGUGUCCAUGGCUCUGGCUCCGAUACAGGCUCUAAUUUAUAUCAUCGGAUACUCAACCAACUACUGGGUGACAGCAAAAGUUACACCAGUAAACACUGGUUCCUUGGGGGAUGGAGAUAGCAUGUCCGGGCUGUUUAACAAGCUCGGAUUCGAAUCCUACAAAGGUUUAUGGGGAAGUAAUAUAUGUAUGCUGGGCCAGUACCAGACAAGUGAAUUCGGUUCCAUGCCAGACUGGCUACACGUGACGAGGAUGUUUGCAACGCUUGCUCUGAUCGGGUUCGUGGUGACCAUUGUUGGCGUGUUUGUCUGUCUGUUUGUGACACAGCUAUCACAGAGGCAGAUCCUACACAUUUUGACGUGUGUGGUGGCGACUUCAACAGCUGUCUGUGUGUUAAUAGCCGUGAUUAUUUACGGUACUCAGUACAACAAUCCGGAUCAACUGUUCCCGAUCCAGACAGACAAGGACAUAUUCUGGUCUUACGGUCUGUGCGUGGCGGCUCUAAUUUUAGACAUCAUCACCUCCAUCUUACUGGCCAUCAACGCUCAGAAGAAUCACAUGGUGUACUUCUCAUCUUACAUUAAUUUUCUCUUAUAAAAUAUCAGCUAGUUUUGUACUUCAAAUAACUUGUACCUUCUAUUAUAAUAUCAUCUAGUGGUGUAUUAUAAAUCCCAGUGUUCUUUUCUGUUAUAAUAAUAAUAAUAUAAUGCAUCAUCUAGCGAUGAACUUCAAAUCUUGCUGUACUUUUCUGUUAUAAUUAGGUCACCUUGUCACUAUUAGUAAAGUGACCUAUUACGAUCUGUUUUCGAACGUCGUCGUGCGUUAACAUUAGAACAUUUUCAGCUUUUUUGCUAAAAUACUAGACCAAAUUUGAUGUCUAGCCUCUAUAAGGGAAACUUGGUGUACAAGUAAUUGUUAAAAAUCUUCUUUUAUACGAGUGGGCACUCAGCGGAAAAAAAAAUAAAUGCAUGACUAUGAUGAGUAGUGAUGUCUCUACCACAAUUAUGAAAUUCAUGGUCCCUGGGUCAGGAUUAGCAGGCCUCAGGGCGGUGCCAAUAUGACCAUAUAUAGUGAAAAUGUAUUAAGUCUUUGAGAAAAACUAAACAAAUGAUCAUGAUGCCCAUGAACAUUUAUUGAAUCAUCUUAAAAAAUCAUUUUCUCUUCUUUCACAGUAAUGGUAGAUAAAUAGAACGUAUGAUUAUGAUGUCCAUGAAGCUUUUUACCUUCAAUGACAAUGACAAUGAACUUUAUUCUCAUAACUGAAUUUACAGUGUAGAGAAAAAACAUAUGUACAGUAUGUACAAACUACAAUAUAUAUAAUACAAGCAUGAUGAAGGGAUGACAGAUAUAAUUUAACCAAGAGAGCUAACUCUCUCAAAUAUAGUAUCUAAUAGUUUACUUAGUUUAUUUUUGUGACAUUAAACAGUUUUUCAAAUUUUACAACAUUUGGAUUUGUUAUGAAAUAUUUUGGUAAACAUCUAACCCUUGAAUUGGAUAUAUAUACAUCAGUACAUUUGAAAAGGUAGUGAAAUUCAUCCCCAAUUUCAUUGCAGGUACAUAGUUUACAAAUUCUGUUUUCUCUAGGAAUAUUAAACCAUCUACCUAUCUCAAUAGGUAAUUUAGCAUAACCAGUUCUAAAGUUACAAUAUUUCUUACAUAAUUGUGUUGGCAAAGUCAAUAAAUACUUUUCAAAAUCCAGUGAGUUUUAAAAAAUCCUAUAAUUUAAACCUUUUGGAGAAUUAUGUACCUCACUACUAAGUAUACCAUGAUUGCUUAAAUUGGUCUAAUAAAAUAUUGUAUACUUUAGAUUUUAACCAGGGUAUGUUUAUUGUGUUUUGAUACCAUAUAUAUGUCAAUCCACAUUGAUUUAAAGUUUAAUGUAUAUUGUGAAAUCCAUGGCGUCUGUGUCAGGGGUUUCAGGCCGUCAGAUGAAGUUUAUAUGGCCAUAUACUUAAAAUAAAUUAAAUCUUAGAAAACCGGUAUUCUUCUCUUCUCCCAUAUAUAGUUGAGAAAAACUAAAUGCAUGACAUAUAAAAGUAUGUACUAACAUUUUGAGUCAGGGGUUCAGACCCUUAGAAUGGGGCCAAAUGCAGAAAAAUGUAUUAAAUUUUAGAAAAUCCUCUGUACUUCCACAGUAGUUGAAGAUAAAUAGAAUACAUGGUUAUGAUGUUCAUGAGGCUUUCUACCUAAAUUGUAAAAUUCAUGGCUCCUGUAUCAGGGGUUUCAGACCCUAAGGCGGGGGGUCAUUAUUGCCUUAUAGAAAAAUGUGCAAAACUUGAUACUUUCCUCUGCACGUUUACAGUGGAGAGAGAUGAACUAAAUACAUUUGUUAUUAUGUCCUUUUCUUAUAUUGUGAAAUUCACUGCCCAUGGGAAAAGGGGUUAAGCAUUUUUAUUGGGGGAGAGAGGCAAACCUGGCCAUAAGGUGAACAUGUAUGUUUAAGGUCACGAGUCAUUCGGGUAACCUAUUGCCGUUCUCGUGCUUUGCAAUUCUACAUUAGGCUAUGGUACUCAGGUGACCGUAAAGGCCUAUGGGCCUCUUAUAUAUCAUCUAGUGGUGUACUUCAAAUAUCACUACUUUAAUUAUCUUUGAAAUUUAUUUUUAAUCAUAUUACCUUAUAAAAUCAUUGUACUUUUCUUUUAUACUGUUUUUUAUUCCAUUAAUAUCCAUCUACCUUAUGUGUGUAUUUAAAAACUAUUUUGGAUACGAUUAUUGUUAACAAUAACAUACUAUAUCACUUGUACUUGUUAGCUAUGUUUUGUUAUAUUUAUUCCCCGAUUCCUUUAUUUCAAUAAGGAUUCAAUGUCUAACGAAUAAAUUCUUCAAGUUAACUUUAAAAACUUUCACAACUCUAACAAGAACGUCGACACAUGUUUAAUUCCACGUACAUUGUAGUUCAUACUCCUACGGUUGACUCUAAUCCCCUAUAAUUAACAAUUGAGUUCAUAAUCAGUCUGCAGAAAUUUCACACCGAAUAACAAUAAACACC